Molecule: messenger RNA, 1539 nt
Organism: Pyricularia grisea
Lineage: Eukaryota; Fungi; Ascomycota; Sordariomycetes; Magnaporthales; Pyriculariaceae
Exons: 1
Coding region: 1-1539 (512 amino acids)
Source: RefSeq, a predicted model, not a curated record
AUGUUGCAAAAGACAAGCUGCAAGUCUCAGCUCCCAGCUCCCAGCUCCUGCUCCCAGCUCCCAGCUCCUGCUCCCAGCUCCCAGCUCCUGCUCCCAGCUCCUGCUCCCAGCUCCCAGCUCCCAGCUCCUGCUCCCAGCUCCCAGCUCCUGCUCCCAGCUCCUGCUCCCAGCUCCUGCUCCACACUCCACGCCCCCGUUCCACGAUCCACGCUCCUGGCUCUCAAGCACAUCACCAUGACAAAACCAGAGAUACGCUGCCCCGUUUGCGCAAAAAAGCUCUCCAAAAAGAGCAAUCUUAAGAGACAUAUGAAUAGUCAGCAUUCCGGCGAAUCACUUACCCUUCAAAGUUCGAACUGUUUUCAUCGUCUCAAUCAAACUCCCCAUUUGGUUGUUUGCCUUCGUCGUGAAGCCUUCAAAUUCACUUACGACAACGCGCCGCACCUCAGCUUACAGCUCGAUCCCAACGCGGAAGAGAUCUUGCCGUCCGAGUGGUUUCCAAGACGUGAAGAGCUAGAAUUGUAUCAAAACUUCCAUGAGAUACAAGGCGAACAUGUGGUGCUACACCAGUCACUAGUCACGGCCUUUCACCUACGACAUCUUUCCAAGACGGGCAAGUUUAAGGUCGACAUUCGAGAGUGGAACACGGACGUAUUUGAUGAGUUCCCUGGUGACGAUUUGACAAAAGUCACCUUCCUCAUUCUUGAUACGACGGACGGCGACCCUCACGAAGCCCCGAAGCCUUGGUUGCAAGCAACACAACUCAAAGACCGACAUGUCAGUCUCUAUCCCAGCCAACGAGAGACGGAGAUGGAGCAAGGGAAGGUGGAGCUUAUCAAAGUCUUGGAUGCCAUCGCAGAAUCUGCCACAGAUGGGAGGUUCCAGUUCCGACCCAAAACAUGCUUCGGAACCGGCAUCUGUGUGUUGUCUAAGGAGCAAAAAACAGUAUACAAACGCUCCUGGAGCGCGAGUUCAUCCCAUGUAUACAUCUCGGAACAAAGACUGUCGCUUGUACCAUGUUUUCCGCUCGUUAACGCGGCGAAAAGGAAACGAGGGCAGAUACAUAGCGAGCAGGGUAGCACCAUUGUACCUUGGUUCCACCAGGAAUACAUACCUCUGGCGGCCAAAGGGGAGUUCCGUGUAUUCCUUAUACCAAAAGGCACCUCGAAAGGUGUGGUCUUCCACUGGAUUCAUACUGCUGUUAACCGGGACAACUCGGAAGUCAAAGAUCUCGUUGUUGUUACCAAACCAUCGGGAAACGACAGCGUAGAGUUUACGGAAAAAAGUACAACUGAGGAGCAGCUGAAAGACUUUGCACUCUACUAUUACAAGGAGUUGCGAAAGCGGCUACCGAACAUGUCAUUUGAUCAGGGAGUUCGCUUGGACAUUGGGGCUAGCGGGGAUGAGAGGCUUUGGGUCAUUGAAAUCACUCCCUGGUACUCGGCCCACUACUUUUCAUUGACUGGGUUGCCUUCCCCAAAUACACAAGUUUGUAAGACGUUCGCCAGGUCUUUGGCAUGUUCCAUAGUUCCAGACUUAUGA